Aspergillus aculeatus ATCC 16872 is the source of this 816-nucleotide messenger RNA. RefSeq lists its product as uncharacterized. Gene Ontology annotation, molecular function: zinc ion binding; carbonate dehydratase activity. The transcript has 2 exons. The record is from RefSeq and is a predicted model, not a curated record. The coding region runs from base 1 to 816 and encodes 271 amino acids. NCBI's taxonomy places the organism in Eukaryota, Fungi, Ascomycota, Eurotiomycetes, Eurotiales, Aspergillaceae.
AUGCGAUUCCUUGCCAUCCUACCCCUAGCCACAGCGGUGACGGCUUGCCUGCACGACCGCACCUUGGCUCGCCGUGCCGCGCAGGCGGGGACUCCGAGCUUUGGAUACUCGGGCGCGCAGGGCCCCCUAAAUUGGUACGGGCUCGACCCGCAGACGAACGCGGCCUGUGACCUGGGCAAACAGCAGUCCCCCAUCGCGAUCGACUCGAAGACCGUCACCCUGAUUGAUUCCAGUGCCGUGUCUCUGGACAUCCCCGACGCCGACCAUGUCGAGUUCGAGAACCUAGGAUACACGCUCGAAGUCGUCCUCCCCAAUGGCACCCUGACGGCCCAGGGCAAGCAAUACACGCUGGCGCAGUUCCACUUCCACACCCCUUCCGAGCACCGCCUCGACGAGGAGCACUACCCGUUAGAGGUGCAUUUCGUGUUCACCGACGAGACCAACGGGAUCGCCGUCGUCGGCUUCGUCUUCCAGCUCUCCGAAACCGGACACUGCGACUCACUCUUCAGCUCCGUGUUCGCCGACGUCGAGGCGAUCAGUGAGCCCGGGUCCGCGACGGAGAUCGAGUCCCUAGACUUCUCCGACUUGACGAAACAUUUCCAGGGCCACGAGGUCUACACCUACGGGGGCUCGCUGACCACCCCGCCCUGCAGCGAAGGGGUGUCGUGGUUUGUCAGCGCGGAGCCCUUGUCCUUGGAUGUCCAGCAUUACAACCAAGUCAAGCGCUUGAUCCGCUUCAACUCGCGCUAUACCCAGAACGUGCCCGGAGAUGAGAAUCUGUUGGAAAUGGCUGCCAGGGAGUUGAACGGGUUGUGA